AUGUAUCACUCAACCUCAACACUUGUCUCACAUGGCUACUCACCUAACAAUGAAUGUCAACUAUCAAUCCCAAAUUCUACAGCAGCUCGCCCCACGCUCUCAAGCAGCAGCCCAGCUAGACAAAAAUCCUCCUCAGAAGACAUUAUUAAUCCCAAGCUUGCAGCAUGCACUGGCAGAAAUCUUACCAACAGCACCAAUUCCACAUUCAAUAUUCAAGACCUCAGCUUUAAUCCCCUGAUGACACAAGAAGAUAGCAACCUGAAUCUUGACAACCCCAUCUUAACACCAAUCGGCCAUGAUGGGGAAGCCGAUCAAGCUGUGAACAGAACUGAAGAUGCGGAGGAUGCUGAAGUACAUCUUGACACACUUUCUGGAGAGCUAAUGGAGGAAAUUGCGGAGAUGGAGCUUGAUGCCCUGCGCGAAAAAGAGGCGCUCCACACAAAGGUCAAGCGACUUCCAGCAUACCUGAAGGUGGAGGUAGCCAACCUCUAUUACGAGUUCCAGCGCAGCUCCACAUACUUGCAAUCAAGAAUCAGAUACACGCCACGCUCUUUUAUAUGCACCUCGGUCAAGUUGUUUGGACGCAAGGAACCACCAAUUAUAACAAGUUUUGUUGGUUAG
Messenger RNA from Puccinia triticina, 621 nucleotides. RefSeq lists its product as uncharacterized. Lineage: Eukaryota; Fungi; Basidiomycota; Pucciniomycetes; Pucciniales; Pucciniaceae. The transcript has a single exon. Bases 1 to 621 code for a protein of 206 amino acids. The record is from RefSeq and is a predicted model, not a curated record.